CCGAGUAUACAUUUUAUAAUGUUAGCAUUGCGGCUGAGAGUGAAAUCGCUAUCAGCAAAUUCAGUGAAAUAUCGAUUCUGACAUUGUUUGGACCUCAUAUAUAUGGACGGACCGAGCCUAAGAAUAGUCAAAGAGAAUGUCAAAAAUUUCACCAUCUCAUGCAGAGGAAAAAGUUACCCGACACCGCACGUAGUUUGGAAAAAGAACGGUACAUUAAUUCCUUCACGAGAAAAUAUCACGACAGUUGCUGGUGACUCUGUUUACCAGAUAAUUACGAAUUCAGGAUGGGAUGAGAAAACAAAAGCUUAUUUAGAAGUUACAAGUACGUUGUUUUUAAGAACAAAUGGAGUCAAGGAAGAAGAUCGUGGAAUAUACACAUGUGAAGUUUUAAAUGUCAAUGAAAGUAAUCAACCAUUGAGUAAAAGUGUGGAAAUACAAUUUCCUCCACGCAUAACAACACAUCUAAGCGAUACGAAAAUGAAUGAAAGUGGAAAUAUCACUCUUGUGUGUGAUGCUAAAGGUCCACCCAAACCUUCAUUUUUCUGGAGUAUUGUCAGAAAAAAUAUCAAAUUUGGAAAGAAGAUUAUCAAUGAAAAUGUCUUGGAACUAAGAGAUGUGACGAGUACUGGUAACUAUUAUUUCACAGUGAUAUGUAGAGCAUCCAGCAAAGCAGGAAAUGUUUCAACAAAUGCAACUGUAGAAAUUUUGGUAAAGCCCAGAAUUAUUCACCUGAAUUCAAGCCUUACCGCGGAAUUAUACAGCAACAUUGUGUUAAAGUGCGAAAUUUUGGCGAAUCCCUCGGCCCGGAUUUGGUGGACGGUAAAUGGUAUUAAUAAGACACAUCUCCGCAACAAUGUUCAGAUCUCGAAUGAUAGCAAAACUCUUAUUAUUACGAGAGCUGUACUAAAUAAUACUGGGAAAUAUUAUUGCCAUGCAAGGAACAGUUUAUCUUACACAAAUAAAAGUUUAACACUAGACUUUAAAGUACUGCCUAUAGCGUACAUCAUCGAUGGCAACUUAGUGAAGCUUAAACAAGGACAAAAGAACCGUAAUAUAACUUGUCUUGGUUAUGGUUAUCCCAAUACUAGAGCAACCUGGAAAUUCAACAACACAGUUAUCCCUGAGGAUCCCAAAUUAUCAAAAAGAAAUGGCAUGUAUCAGCGAAGAUCAACGAAUAACCAAGCUCUAGAAAAUGUCAGCAGUAUACUGUAUUUUAACCAAGCUGGGAGCACGUUUGACGAUUCUGGAAAUUACUCAUGUGAAGUUUCUAUACGAAAAGAUUCUAAAACUGACGUGAAGAUUGUGAGAGUUAUAUUCUACCCUAUUAUUUUGACUCCACCGAGCAAUAAAACAUCUUUGCAAGAUCGUAACGUACGUUUUGACUGCGAAGUUGAUGGUCGACCAUUUCCUCAAACAUCCUGGUUGUUCAAGAACCAAACUGUCUCUACCAACCACAGCACUUUCUUGUCCAAUGGCAGCUUGCUCUUAUAUUCUGUUCAAAAUAACGCAGAAUACGAAGGAAGUUAUUCAUGUUUUGCUAAAAAUGAAGCAGGUUCAAGUGAAAAGUCAAAUGCCUUCCUCACAGUCCAUGUUCCAACGAGAAUACUGAGCAUAUCAGAAACUAAAGUUCAUCAACUAAAUGACAGCGUAAUUUUAACAUGCAACGUAUCAGGUGAUCCACGACCAAAUAUCGCAUGGUCAAAAGCCAACUUCACAAAUCCUUUAAGACCUCCGAAGUUCAUUCUGUCAAAUGAUGACCAAUCACUGACAAUUGUAAAUGUGACGCUGCGAGAACAAGGAACGUAUUUUUGUGAGGCGAGAAAUAAAUAUGCGACCGUUAAAAGAAAUGUUGCUGUCAAUGUCGAAGUCCGUCCUGAAGCAAUUGUAAAUGUUUCAUCAGUCAUAUAUUUUACGAGUAUUAAAGAGCAAGUAAUCGUCCGUUGCGAAGGUAGAGGAUAUCCUACGCCAGUUGUCACAUGGUUCAGAGAUGAAAGAAUGGUAACUACAAACAGAUCAGUGACCCCGGGUGUUUACCAGCGUAUUGGUAACACUGAACCAAGUAAAUUUCUUGGGUGGAUCUCAGCGAUUCUUUAUGUCAAACCAGACGCGAGUCACGCUCAGUUUGGAAACUACACUUGCAAUGUAACAAAAUUGAAGGAUAGUCAGAAAGAUCUUAAAGAUGUUGAAAUAAUUCUGGUACCCAGUGUUUCUAUUACUAAAUCCCCAAACACAAGCACAGUUUUGCAGGGUACAAACGUCACAUUUAACUGCACAGCGAUUGGUGUUCCAAAACCCACUGUAACCUGGAGAGGAAGGAACACGACACUGGUACCCAGUGUUUUAGGAACAAGUGUUUUAACGUUAAAGAAUGUAACUAAUAAAGACGAGGGAAUGUAUGAAUGUUCUGCUCAUAAUAGAGGAAGCCCUGUGAAAAAGAAAAUUAAAUUGAUUGUCCAUGUUCGACCACAAAUACUGCAAGACCUAAAAGACGAUGACAUUGAAAAUGGUACUUCAUAUGUGCUCAACUGUAGCGCUUAUGGUGACCCCGAAUUGACAUACUCUUGGUUUUUCAAUGGCGAAAAGUCAAUCUCAAAUGCUGCCAAAAAUAAUACAAAAAGUUCUCUAUACAUCAAUCCAGUUACGAUCGAUAAUGAAGGAAUAUAUACAUGUAUGGUUUCAAAUAUUGAAGGAAAUAAGACAACAAAAGCGAAUAUUACUGUCUUUGCACGACCCAAAAUAUCUAAUUCUCCUGUGAAUCAAACUCACAAUGAGACUGAACGUGCAAUAUUUUCGUGCGGUGGUAGCGGAAUUCCUAUCCCUCGUGUUAUCUGGAGGAAAAAUAAUCGGUCAAUAUUGAACUCUUCAAGGAAUCUCGUGAUUAAUGAUGAUGGACCGUAUAACACCAUAAAAUCAUGGUUAAAAAUAAGUAAUCUAAGUUAUGCUGACAGAGGAGAAUAUUCCUGUGAAUUGAGAAACAGAAAAGAUGGGGAUAGAACAACAUCAGUUUUGGUUGUUUACGUUCGUCCUGUUGCAACGAUCACGGUUACUCCAAACACCAAACGUGUGAAGAUUGAAAAACCUGUCUUGUUUACCUGCACAGUUUAUGGUUUCCCUCGACCUCAAGUAUCAUGGAUGAAAAAUAAAGAACAAUUGACUAGAAACAACUCGCGCUACAGUAUUAGUUUUCCACAGAGAAAUAUUUCAAAUCUAAUUUCUUGGUUUAGUUAUCUCGAGAUUAAAAAUCUUACGCGAAAUGAUUCUGCAAAUUACAGCUGCUUUCUAAGAAAUGAUGCUGGAACAGACAUCGACCACGUUUCACUUGUUGUAUUAGUACUGCCUAUAGCGUACAUCAUCGAUGGCAACUUAGUGAAGCUUAGACAUGGACAAAAGAACCGUAGUAUAACUUGUCUUGGUUAUGGUUAUCCCAAUACUAAAGCAACCUGGAAAUUCAACAACACAGUUAUCCCUGAGGAUCCAAAAUUAUCAAUAAAGUAUGGCAUGUAUCAGCGAAGAUCAACGAAUAACCAAGCUCUAGAAAAUGUCAGCAGUAUACUGUAUUUUAACCAAGCUGGGAGCACGUUUGACGAUUCUGGAAAUUACACAUGUGAAGUUUCUAUAGGAAAAGAUUCAAAAACUGACUCGAAGAUCGUGAGAGUUAUAUUCUACCCUAUUAUUUUGACUCCACCGAGAAAUAAAACAUCUUUGCAAGAUCGUAACGUACGUUUUGACUGCGAAGUUGAUGGUCGACCAUUUCCUCAAACAUCCUGGUUGUUUAAGAACCAACCUGUCUCUACCAACCGCAGCACUUUCUUGUCCAAUGGCAGCUUACUCUUAUAUUCUGUUCAAAAUAACGCAGAAUACGAAGGACGUUAUUCAUGUUUUGCUAAAAAUGAAGCAGGUUCAAGUGAAAAGUCAAAUGCCUUCCUCACCGUCCAUGUCGCAACGAGAAUACUGAGCAUAUCAGAAACUAAAGUUCAUCAACUAGAUGACAGCGUAAUUUUAACAUGCAACGUAUCAGGUGAUCCACGACCAAACAUCGCAUGGUCAAAAGCCAACUUCACAAAUCCUUUGAUACCUCCGAAGUUCAUCCUGUCAAAUGAUGACCAAUCACUGACAAUUGUAAAUGUGACUCUCCGAGAACAAGGAACGUAUUUUUGUGAGGCGAGAAAUAAAUAUGCGACCGUCCAAAGAAAUGUUACUGUCAAUGUCGAAGUCCCAGCUUUCCUACAUGUGACGCCGAACAGUCCAAAUGUUUUUGAAAACAAUACUAUUAUUCUGUUUUGCAAUUGUGGUGGCUGUACCUUGCGGCCAUUUUGGUUAAAAAAUAGCCUGCCAAUCUAUUACAACGAAUCAGGAACUCCCUACAGUUUGUUGCCAAAUGGGAGUUUAGUCAUCAAAGCCUCGAGACAUACCAUCGGAAACUACAGCUGCGAAAUAAGAACGUCUAAUUGGGUCAGGUUAUCCAGGACAGUUAAGCUAGACGUAUGGUAUUUAAAUGCUUUUCAUGUAACUGGUGAUGAAAAUCCUUAUCGAGGAGAAAACAUCAGCCUGAGUUGUCAAGGAGACGGGAAUCCUUAUCCUUCGUUCACCUGGUACUUCAAUGGUCAACCACUUGAGCAAAAUUCUCGAAUAUUACUGGAGAAAAACCAGUUGAAUGUUUUCAAUGCAACGAUGAAUGAUAAUGGGGAAUACAAAUGUGUCGCGAACAACUACGCCGGCAGUGUUGGGCAUACAGUCUUUGUUGCGAUAAAAGAUAUUCCCAUUGUUGAAAUUUCGACAUAUUCACCCAAAUAUAUCCUUGUGGGGACAAUAGUUUAUCUCACAUGUCAAGGAGUGACGCCCAUUCAGUCUAUUCAUGACAUUCAGAUGAUGGAACUAGUUAAGGAUGGAAUUUCGUUUUAUAAAUGGCCGCUUAUGUCGAGAGUGCGUUAUACGAUACUUUUUACAGCAAGACAAAAUGACACAGGAAAAUACCAGUGCAAAGCAACUAUUGGUGCAGCAUCACGCUUCUCUACGCCCUUCUCCCUAAUAAUCGGCAUUCCUUCUGGACCCGUCGUUUUGAAAGGAGACCCGGAAACAAGUGCAACAGGAAUCAGGCUUUCAUGGCAUCCUAUCUCCAAGACGUUUUGGAAUGGAGAGGAAGUAUCCUUUAAAGUAAAUGUGUUUUCUGUGGAUCAUAUCUUGGAAAAAACACAAAUAACUAAAACAAACAGUGCAAUUAUCUCUGGUCUACGUCCUAAAACAGCAUAUAUUGUCAACAUCACUGGAAUUACAGUUUUUGGGCGUUUCAAAAAAAGUGCCGUGACUUCAGUGAAUACCAAAGAAAAUAAGAACAAUAUGAAAUACCAGCUGCAGAUACGAUUGACAGAUUAUAAAUUUUCAAACACAUUGUUGGAUGAAACUUCUAGUGAGCGGAAGAAGCUGAAAUAUGAACUGAAAAUUUCACUGAAUGAUAUAUUUGAAAAGUCCGCAAUUCGCUUUGAUUACAUAAGUUCAAGUGUGUCUAGAUUUGAAAAGGGAAGUGUAAUAGCGGCGAUUGUUGUCUCAUUGAGCAGUCAAUUUAAGGAAGAUCCAUCCAAACUUGUAAGCGAGUUAAACAAAGCCGACGCAAUCGCAGGGUACAAAUUUGACAAAUCAUAUACGAGAGAAGAAGAUUUUGAUGAAUGUGGGAAUUCAGGUUCCAAUACCUGCCAUGAAUACGCACAUUGUGAAAAUGUUCCUGGAACUUAUAUUUGUAACUGCUUCGAGGGAUUCUUUGGUGACGGAGAAAAGUGUCAAGGUCCUCCACAAAUUAGAUCAAAGUCAUCAAAUAUUACCCAGUUUGUUGAAACAAACGUCACCCUUGUUUGCACGGUGUUCGCCAAUCCUGAUCCCACCAUUUCUUGGAAACGUGCUGAUCGCGAUGGGAAGUUCACAGAAGUAAAAAAGACACGGAACAAGUAUGAUGGAAAUUAUUCCAUUUCAAAUGCGGGUUUAGAGGAUUCAGGAACAUAUUUAUGUUAUGCGUCGAACGAGCUUGGUCAUGACUCUUACACAACAACCGUAACAAUCAAACCAGUCAUUGUUGAUAUCGAUGUGGAGAUAAAGCUUUCUAACAAGACAUUCAAAGAAGAACUUAAGAAUAAGUCUUCUCCUGCUUAUAAAGAAUUAGAGGAAGACGUUUAUGUUGAGCUUUAUAAUUUCUUCAACAACACACCUGGGUUUGAAGACAUAGAAAUUCUUGGAUUCGUCAACGGAAGUGUCAAGGUAAUAUUUCGAGUCAUUGUCAAAGUUCUAAAACCAUCAAAAGAAUCAAACGAUGUUGUUGCAGUAAAGAUUGGCCGUAAAAUUAACAAGCAAUUAAAGACAGGUCGUAUUGGUAACAUACAAGUUGUCCCCGAUGCAAUAAAACUUAAAGUGCCACCUCCUCCACCAGCCAACGUUACAUCUUCCGAUGUUAAAGAAACAAGGGUUCAUAUUUACUGGGAACCUCCGGAACUUCAUGAGAUGUUUUCUAUCGAGAAAUAUUACAUCACUUAUUUAAAGUAUGGUUCGAAGAUCUGGUCUAAUAACACUAUCAAUGCUGAACAAUUAACCAAUACUCAAUUGGAUAACCUGGAGAGUGAUACGUUCUAUAUUAUAAUAAUAAUUGCUGAGAACGCGUAUGGUCUUGGUAAAGAAAGCAGCAGAAUAGAGAUUAAAACUAAAAAAGUGGAAGUUGUCUCACCGUGGCACUAUGUUGGUCCUAUAAUCGGUGUUGCUGGUGUUGUACUUCUGGUGGCGAUUAUCUUUGUUGUAAGACGUGUUUUACAUAGUCAUGCUUGGAAACUUUUAAAUGGAAAAUCCGAUCGGGACAAAACCGAUGGGAAAGCAUCUUUUCAAAUGAAAGAAAGCUUAAAUCAAAGUGAGAACAUUUACAUGAACGUAGCAUUUGAAAACACUUCGAUAACUCCAGCAUGGAAGGAGCUUCCAAGAACAUGGAUUGAAACAUCUAAUAAAAUAUUAACUUCCGGAGAUUUUGGCUACCACGUUGUACAAGGAACAUUCGUAAGUCCUCUUGAGAAAGAAAGAAAACCGUGCUCAGUUAAAAGAGUAAAAGAAAACACGAAAACGGAUGUUCUCUAUGAUCUACUGGAUGAAUUGAACAUUAUUUCUGCGAUUAGCAGUCAUGAAAAUAUUGUGAAUUUGAUUGGUGCUUGCACAAGUGAAAAUGGUCCUUUACUUUUGGUACUUGAAUUUUGCCCUCGUGGUACUCUUAAAAACAAUCUUAGCGAUAGCAAGAGGAAUGAGCAGUUGCUUAUGAAGAAGACAGGGAUAAAUUUAGCCAAUGAAAUUGCAAAAGGCAUGACACAUCUUUCAAAACUGGGGAUUGUUCAUCAUGAUCUGGCGGCCAAAAACAUUCUCUUGACCGAAGAUUUCACCCCGAAAAUUACCAACUUUGGUCUACCUCAUGAAUUGUAUGAACAAAGCUCGUACCACAAAAUUGCUCAGAAAAACGCUUCUAUUCGAUGGUUGGCCAUAGAAUCUCUUACUGAUGGACUGUACACAACAAAAAGUGAUGUGUGGUCGUUCGCUGUUGUCAUAUGGGAAAUUGAAACCAGUGGCUGCGUUCCAUACCCAGAACUUGAAGUAGAAGAUCUUGUUAGCCAAAUUCGUGAAGGAUAUCGUUUGUCUAAACCCGGAAAAUCAUCAAAUGAAACGUAUAAAUUGAUGCUUCAGUGUUGGGAAACCAACCCAGAUCACCGUCCAACAUUCCUUGAAAUUGUUGACAUCUUGGAAGAGAACCUUGAGAGUAAUAAGCUGAAUAAGACUUUCACUGAUGUCCCCUCUAAACAUUGGUAACUGAGCAGCGAUACCACAGCCACGGGUGGUGCCUACUGUGUUUGCCACGUUCAUAUUCCAAUCAGUAGUUUAUUGAUAUGAUUUAUACAUAUCAAUUUUUGACUAACUAUAUUUUAAGUGUAUCUGUAAAACUAUGGUAAAAGUAUAACAGUUGACCCAGUCACGACAUCAUACAAAAGCAGUACCAGACUACCAGUGCUAUUUA
Dendronephthya gigantea is the source of this 8026-nucleotide messenger RNA. Its product is annotated as hemicentin-1-like. Gene Ontology annotation, cellular component: plasma membrane; axon. Lineage: Eukaryota; Metazoa; Cnidaria; Anthozoa; Malacalcyonacea; Nephtheidae. Gene Ontology annotation, molecular function: protein kinase activity; ATP binding; cell-cell adhesion mediator activity. Gene Ontology annotation, biological process: axon guidance; dendrite self-avoidance; protein phosphorylation. The coding region runs from base 103 to 7821 and encodes 2572 amino acids. The transcript is spliced from 38 exons. The record is from RefSeq and is a predicted model, not a curated record.